Thelazia callipaeda (thelaziosis nematode) is the source of this 1692-nucleotide messenger RNA. The record is from the annotation of a GenBank genome assembly. NCBI's taxonomy places the organism in Eukaryota, Metazoa, Nematoda, Chromadorea, Rhabditida, Thelaziidae.
AUGUGCAGAGAGGAGUGUAAUGUAGAUGUGGCUUAUUGGGGUGUAGUGUUUUCCAUCCGACCUGCUUGGAGGGAUUCUUGUGGAUAUCCUCUGAAAAGCAGGAAGUCGUUGUUUGAGAACAGUUGCAUGUUUUUACACCCCAACAAGGACUUCAGCACUUACUAUUUUAUGGUUGACAACUCUCAGGAAGAGAGGUUGUCACGAAAACGAAAGAAACUGAAGGAAAUUGCCAAAGAAUCCUGUGGCGAAGAAUCGCUUUGCUUGUUUACUCCAGCUCACGUAUGCCAUUUGGAGAAUACGCAGUUUACAAGCUAUCCAGUUAUUUCCAUCUCGAAGUUUCAUACCGUUAACUCCAGUAUUGGCUCUUUACGGAGUGUGUUCAAUACGAAAAGUUUGGAGUGGAGAAAAUUGAAUAAAAAUGGCAAUCAAUAUAAAUCGCAGCGUAUUAGAUCCUUUUUAUCGGUACAAAAUGCCUCGCCUUCAGGCAAAGGUCAGAGCUGUAUUGUCGAGGGCAAAGGCAAUGGCAUCAAAACCGUAAUUGCAAAUAUGACUGAAAUCGCUAAAGCUCUUGAACGUCCGCCAACUUACCCAACCAAGUAUUUCGGUUGUGAAUUAGGCGCACAAACUAAUUUUGACAUGAAAAAUGAACGUUUUAUCGUUAACGGUGAACAUGACGCAGCGAAACUCCAAGAUAUUCUUGAUGGUUUCAUCAGAAAAUUUGUCCUUUGCGCAGCAUGUGAGAAUCCAGAAACCACUCUUGUCGUGAAGAAAGGUCAAAUUCAUAGCAAAUGUAAAGCCUGUGGGAAUACCUCGAUAAUUGAUCCUAAGCAUAAGCUUUCAACGUUUAUUAUGAAGAACCCACCAAAAGUAGAUGAGAAAGAAAAGAAAGAAAACGGGAGUGGUUCAACGGAAGAUUCUGUUGCUGAUGGAGAAAUUCUUAGUGACAAAGAUGUGAAUGGAAGCGCAUCAGAUGAUCUUGAUGAUGAUUGGGCAGAGCCAAUGAGUGAUCCAACUGGUUGUGUUUCGGCCCAAAUUGGUAAAUUAAUAAUUAGUAAGGACCUUGAUAAACCGAUCGAAGAGCGACUUGAUAUGCUGCAUCAGUAUUUCUUGGCAUGCAAAUCUGAUGGCACACUUCAGAACAGUAAAAAACUACUAAAUGAAGCUGAAAGACUCGAAUUAAAAUCAAAAGCUACUUUAUUGUUGGCUGAUGUAUUAUUCGAUACGAACGUCGUGGUGCAGAUAGCAGAAUAUCGGAAUACUCUUCUUCGUUUUACUGUUAAUGAUCAUAAGGCUCAGCGUCAUCUUCUAGGCGGUAUCGAACAACUCAUCUCAAAACAUGUUGACGUUCUAUUGCCAAAAUCAGCUCAUAUCAUCAAAGCUCUUUAUGACAAUGACGUUGUGGAAGAAGAGGUUCUUCUUGCAUGGGGAGAGAAGCCCAGUAAAAAAUAUGUUCAAAAGAAAUUGUGUGUCGAAAUAAUCAAUAAGGCGCAACCGGUUCUUGAUUGGUUGAAGAAUGCCGAAGAAGAUGAAAGUGAUGAUGAUUCUGAGGAUGGAGCUAUUGAGUUUGAUGAUCGUGCUCGUAAUGUUGGGACGAUUGGUAUUAGUUCGUUAACAAAACCAAAUGGUACUGUACAAUCAGAAAAAGUUAAGAUUGAUGACGAUGGAGAGGAAGUUGACAUUGAUGAUAUUUAA